Mercurialis annua (annual mercury) is the source of this 1120-nucleotide messenger RNA. Its product is annotated as protein STRICTOSIDINE SYNTHASE-LIKE 12-like. Gene Ontology annotation, molecular function: strictosidine synthase activity. NCBI's taxonomy places the organism in Eukaryota, Viridiplantae, Streptophyta, Magnoliopsida, Malpighiales, Euphorbiaceae. The record is from RefSeq and is a predicted model, not a curated record. Gene Ontology annotation, biological process: biosynthetic process. The transcript has 3 exons. Bases 54 to 1037 code for a protein of 327 amino acids.
AUAUACAUCAAUUUAGGAUUAUUGUUCAUCAAUUUAUAAGCAUAGCUAGCACAAUGGGAGUCAUGGUUUUGAAUAUAUUUCUGAUUUUGUUUUCCCUUCUUCCUUACUUUGCUAUUUCUUACACAUUCAACCGUCUCAAUUUGCCAUCGGCCACAGGUCCUGAGUCUACAGCCUUUGAUGCCCUUGGUCAAGGACCCUACACUGGGCUUGCUGAUGGUAGAAUUCUCAAAUAUCAAGGUCCUAACGUGGGUUUUCAAGAUUAUGCUUUUGAUACACCUAACAGGUCGAAAGCCGUUUGCGAUGGCAAUCCAGACCCAAAUCUUGGAAAUGUGUGUGGAAGACCCCUAGGUAUACAGUUCCUGCGUUCCACAGGGCAACUCUUCAUCGCCGAUGCUUAUCUCGGACUUCUUGUCGCCGGAACUAAUGGCAGGCUUGCCACUUCAAUAGCCACUGUGGCUGAAGGACUGCCUAUACGCUUUGCUGAUGGUUUGGAUGUUGACCAAUUGUCAGCAACGGUCUUUUUCACCGAUGCUACUGCUACAUUCAAACUUAGCCAAUUAGACGAACUCUUGGCUUCGAACGAUUCAACAGGAAGGUUAAUAAAAUAUGAUCCAAAAGCAGAAAAAAUUACAGUGUUAAUGAGAAAUCUUUCAGUCUCGGGUGGUGUUGCAGUUAGUGGUGAUGGAUCCUAUCUUGUUUUCACAGAGGUUGUGCAACAAAGAGUUCAGAAAUAUUGGCUCAGAGGUCCUAAAGCCAACACAUCACAAGUUUUGUUGACACUGCCGGGGAGACCAUUCAACAUUAAGAGGACCCCCUUGGGAGAUGCUUUUUGGGUUGCAGUAAAUUCACAAAAUUCACCUAACCAAACUAAUGUUCCUACAGCAGUAAAAAUCAACGGGCUCGGUAAAAUUUUGCGAAACAUCUCUCUUAGUCGGGACUAUAAUUCUACUUUGAUAACUGAGGUUCAUGAGCAUGGCUUUGGGUCAUUGUACAUCGGCUCAUUGGCUAAUUUUGUCGGUGUGGUUAGAAAUAUUUGAGUGUUAGAAACUUCGAAAAGAAUAAGAACACGGUGUUACUGUUAUUAAUUAUAAUACUAAAUAAAGUAAUAUUUUAUGUGGAC